AUGAAGAGAACGUGUGAUGAUGUUGACGAGGAUGAUGAUGGGGAGGAUGAUUAUGGGUUACAGUAUCUGCUGUUUAAAGCUGGCAAAUACACCAUCGUUUCAAUGAUGAGGCUCAAGUCCAUGGAUAACCCCUGUUGUUUCUGCGCAGGCCUGGGCGAGGCAGAUGUGAACCAGAACAAUGGUUGCCCCAGCAAGACGACAGCACUGACUGACUCCACGGGUGCAGAGGGUCCCCACGGCGCCUGGAACCCCUCCAGCACAGCUGACCCCAACGCCACUGGGCCACGCCCCCACUUGGCCCGCCUCUUCUCCCGAGAUGCCCCGGGACGCGAGGACAACACCUUCAAAGACCGCCCAUCUGAGUCGGACGAGCUGCAGACCAUCCACGAGCAGAGCGGAACGGGUUCGGAGUGUGGCUUGGAUUGUGGCGAACAGGACGAUAACUAG
Messenger RNA from Chanos chanos (milkfish), 447 nucleotides. RefSeq names its product myelin basic protein-like. NCBI's taxonomy places the organism in Eukaryota, Metazoa, Chordata, Actinopteri, Gonorynchiformes, Chanidae. Gene Ontology annotation, molecular function: structural constituent of myelin sheath. The record is from RefSeq and is a predicted model, not a curated record. Bases 1 to 447 code for a protein of 148 amino acids. The transcript has 2 exons.